Molecule: messenger RNA, 7544 nt
Organism: Achroia grisella
Lineage: Eukaryota; Metazoa; Arthropoda; Insecta; Lepidoptera; Pyralidae
Exons: 18
Coding region: 16-6219 (2067 amino acids)
Cellular component (GO): cytosol
Molecular function (GO): protein binding
Source: RefSeq, a predicted model, not a curated record
AUAAACAUUGUUAACAUGAGUGAAAAAAGGAAAGAAGAAAAAAAGAGAAAGGAAGUGCGGUGUUGUGGUGAAACAAUUAGUUUCGAUAUGUUUAUGUCAAAUUUAAAGUUUAACGUUCGUAGAAGUUGGAUACAAACUAAGAAAUUGAAACAGAUAACGUUUCAUCAAGAUAGUCUACGAAAAGGACCGGGUGUAAAUGUAAAGGAUGAUAAUGGUUAUACACCACUCCACCACGCGUGUUUGCACGGUCACAAAGAAAUUGUCCGUUUACUACUAUCGGUAGAUGCGUCGCCAUGUGUGGUGGACAAGAAAGGUGCUACUCCGCUCCAUCUAGCGGCAUUCAAAGGCGAUUCCGAUGUUGUCGCUAUGCUGCUCGCUCACAACAACCCCCCAGUGAACGUAGAUCAACUGACAUCAGACCACGAGACGGCAUUGCUAAUAGCCGCCCAUUUCGGUUACGUGGACGUAGUAGGCCAACUCAUAGCCAAGGGAGCUGAUGUCUCUGUCAAGAAUAACAAUGAUGAGAGCGCGUUGGACCUCGCCGCUCAGUAUGGAAGGUCAGAGACAGUACAACAUUUACUGCGAGUCAGACCUCAGCUGGUAGAGCCCUACAAAUUGCCGCAGAGUCGCUCGUGGGUGUACCCAUCGACGCCAUUGCAUAGGGCCAGUAAAAACGGACGCAAGGAGGUAGUAACUGCUCUCAUAAACGCUGGUGUGGAUCCCAACAUCAGGACUCAUAACGGCACUCCGCUACACGAGGCGGCCUGCUUUGGCAAAUCUUCAGUCGUCCGUAUACUUCUAUCGACGGGAGCGGAUUUGGAUGCUGUUGACUCUAAAGGGAGAACCGUUCUCGAUCUCUUAGCUGAUUAUUCAGAAGAGGCUACCAGAAGAGUGCGAAGAGUGAUUAGAGAGUUCGAAAACAUGCAAAGAAACACAUACGAAAGUGAAGAAGAUCUGCCCCCAUUUCCCGUGCCGGACUACAGUCCCACCGGCUAUCAGAAAGCCCCAGAGACCCAGAAAAAUACUAACCAAAAUAAAAGCUUCUUAUCUUCAUCUUCAUCUUCUUUGACAAAAAAUCAUUCUCAAAGCUUUGUUAAAAAGCUGGCUUCGAAAUGCAUGGGCCUGAAAGCUAAAUUCAAUUCAGUUCCUAACAUUUCUAACAGUCCAGUUGUAGAAGCGGACGUCGAUGCAAAGAACAAAGUUUUGGAACAUAAAACUAACACACACACAUUAUUAAUAGGAAACAGUAAAUUUUUCAAAAUACUGUCGAAAAAAGAAGAAUCGGGUGAAAUAAUUUGUAAUGAUGAAUUUGAUACUAUUUCUUUAGAUAGAAUAAGUGCCUUAAAUCGAGACUCAGUUAUAAAUAAAAGUAAUCGAAGUUGCCCCGGGUUCAAAACAUCAUUACCCAAUAUCAGCGAAAACAAUGAAUUUAGUGAUUCCGAGAAGUCUGAUGCGGAGUUUAUUAUAGUUGAAAGAAUUGUCAAUAGUAAUGCAAAAGCAUUAAAUAUAAAUGAAGCUAUUAAUCCUAUUUCUUCUAAUAUAUUUGAACCUAGAACGGCAAGUAUUAGGAUAUCAAUGACAUCUAACACCUCUGGGGAAUCUGAAAAUCUAGUAAAUGAGUGUUACGAGGCUUACGACUUUUCUAAAUUGUCUACAAAAAAUAAUAGGAAUAUCAACUCUAUUCCAAAACCUGUACCUAGGCUAAAUGUUAGAAUUAGUGAAGAGACUAACCCAAACAGUGUUUAUGAAAAUAUAGUAGUAGUUAAUAAAAAUAAGCCACCAACUCCUGCAGUCAGAACACACAUACCAGAAAAAUCCACGUCAAAUACAUUAAAAGAAACUGCGUUAUAUGAAAAUGUUUCUUUAAUACGCGAAAAAAAAUCUAGUCUAUCUAAAAAAGAUUUUAUAUUUACGUCUGAAAUUAACGAGAAUAAACCUCGAAGCAUAAGCAGAGCAUCAACUGUUUCUUCUGAUUCUAUGAUAGACGAAUCAAAUUUAGAAGAUAUUUUGCUGUCACAAAAAUCGAAGUCUUUUAGACAUAGUAAGAAUUGUGAAAUUAAUUCUUUUUCUAAUAAAUCUUUAAUAAGAAGUAAAUCAAAUGCAUCUGAUUUUUCUGAUAUGACAGACGCAAGUGCAAUAGAAAAUGUUGACUGUAGUCAAGAUCUUGAACAAAACCCUUAUACAUCUAUGGUAGGCACAUUGCCUAAUAAAAAAAUAAAUAAUCCCGAUAAAAAACAUUUACUCUUUAGACAUAAAACUUUUACUACUAUUGAUUUAGAUAAAAAAUCGUAUACAUCAGAUUUACCCAAGUGGAAUAAUGAGUUUUUAAUAGAAACUCUAGCUCACUAUCAUAUUCGUGGAACAGGACAUUGUAUAUACAAGGCACCAACUGUUACAGAAUUUAUCUAUAUUUUUAACAGAGAAACUCUCUACAAACCUGUUCCCCCGUUUACCAAAGUAAUAAAUACUAACAGAGAUAGCUACUUUGAAACAGCUAUUUGUUUUUGUAAACCUAAACCACCUAAAUAUCACAGUAGCGCUGAAGAUUUAUUAAACGUAUGUUCUCGCGAUGAAGAAGAUAAAGUGAGCAUUGAUAUGAAUGCAUUGAACAAUAUGGAGGAAAUGGAAUUAACAUCAUUUCGAUGUUAUUGUUAUUCUAAAACGUGUAUAUUUCAUUCAGAAAAACGUGAUUCGGGGAACCUAAUCGUUAAGUUUUCAGCUAUAAAAAAAAGUAUAUCUACUCCAAACAUUACACUCGAUUCUUCUUUUUCGACAAACGGUACUAGUAGUUUACUAAAAAAUAAUUCUAUUCCAUCAAAUUUAGAGCAACCUUAUGCUGUUGUCGAUAUUACUAACAUAGUUCCAAAAAAUAACACGGUGGAGGAUAAAAAUAAUGACAGUUCUAUUUAUGUUCCUAUGUCACAACACACAACAUUGUCAUCAUCCUAUACUCGUUACUCAAUAAAAGACAUAGAAGAAGUAAUAUCACAGAGUGAUACUUCUAUAUCGACUUCCGCUAUUCCUUGUGCUUCUGAUUGUACUGUACGUAAAUCAGGCUCCUCGGAACGUUCUGAAAAGUGGUCAUUACAAUCGUGUGACUCCAACGUUACCAUUAAAUCCGAUGCUAGCUAUAUUACAUGUUUUAAUGAUUCGUCCGAAGAGUCUGAUGAUACCUUGCACACUGAUGAAGAAGUCUCGGACGCAGAAACGGUUACUUCUGAAAUUAGUGGUACUAAAAGACCUUGGGUACAUAGUGAUUCCUUUAGAUUUGGUAGCAAGAAGGAAAUCAAUUUUGGAAUAAAUGCAAUAACGGAAGAAACAAAUGAUUCAAGUUCCUCUAAAUUUGAGAGUGGUAUAAGCGUAAGGAGUUCGGAGACUUCUUCGUCGGAUAGCGAGGAGGAUGAUGUUCCGAGGGCUUCGGAGGUGUCGCUUUGUACUACUGCUUCGCUUGAGCGGGAUUCCGGGGUGGUCGGGGCUGUUUGCAGCGGGUCGGGGCGACGGCGGUGGGACGAGACUGAGGGCACUAGCGAGGGUGACGCGUUGAGUAUAUCCAGCGCUGCAUCUAGCUGCGCGCCGUUGCACAUGACACAUCAUCACGAAUACAGCAAAGUUUCGCCCACUCCCCCGAAGAAGCCUCCGCGUCGUAACUUGUCAGUAUCACCGACGCAUGCCAACUCGCCCUCUUCUGGGUACAGUUAUGAACUGCGGCCACACGCGAGAAGUCAGGACGAUUUGGAUGACAUACAGGGCAGCAAACACUACCUCAAACACGGCCGGUCGGUAGACCAAUAUGUCGAUGGUAAACUCUCCUACUCAGAGUAUGAAGAUAACCAUUCCCCACGAAUAGUGCCUGUCCCCAAUCCUCGGUCGAGCCUCAAAAAUCGUUCCCAACCCGUCGCUAUCACGGCUAUGUACGAGAAUGUUGUUAUAAAGGAACAGAAUCCCCGACGGAAAUUGAGAAGAAACAACUUCGCACCCCCGUACGAGAACUAUGAACCAAGAAUGAACGAUAACAGAGUGAGGAAGUAUUCGAAUCAGGAACGGUCGUCACUAGAGAGCUUGUUAGACGAUCAGUCGAUGAAUAGCCCGAGCGAUUGUGAACGGUAUUACGAUGGGCAGAGAGUCGAGUUGCCGUUGUCGCCGACGCAUUACGACCAGCCGCCUACGCCCGACCAUCCGCCCCCAUCUGCCAAACAAGCAGAGAACAGCAUCCACGAACGGAUCAGGCCCUUAAGUCAGGAGUACAAGAGAAGAUCUGUCCUUCGGGACAGUCAGACGGAGACCGAGGUGAGUUUACUUCGAGCAGCGUCCGCCGCGUCGGUUGCUAGUGGUGCCACAGACAGAAGUGGUAACACGGACAACUGCGUGGAAGAGUACGUGUGCGAUGUGCCUUUUGCUGGCCUCUUCAAAGGCUCGACGACAACGCUCGACGGGAUCGGUCUACGACCGAUGCCAGCCGAAAGGCCGAAGACGUUGAGGAAACUAAAAUCGGUGUACGACGCCUCGCCGACAGAAGCGCCGGCAAUCAACAGCGCCAACUUGAGCAGCAAUGGACAGGCAGACAGGAACUUUAAUGGGGUGGAGGAAGAAGUCAGAAGGCGGAGUAAUACGACUAGUUCCAAUCAAAGUGCGGACAAGUCGCUGUCGAUCCUCAGUCCAUUCGAUGAGCAGGAGGAGUGGGCGAAAAUCUCCGAGAUAAUGGCUUCGUUCGGCACAAAACUCGUACGCGAGUCGGUGUUUGUUAGCGAACUCGAACAGGAGUUCACGUCGAGACUUGGGCUCAGUUGCUCUGAGUCAAGUUUGAGUCCAUCUGUGGCGUCCAACCUCGGACUCUGGUUGUCUGGCCUCGGGUUGCAUGAUUAUGAACCUUUAUUUUUGGACAGUGGCUAUGACGACAUCGAUUUUAUUAAUGGCAUCUUAGACGAGAAUGAUCUACGCGAAAUGGGUAUAGAGGAGAAUGAUAGACAUAAAAUAGUAGAAUCAUCGAAACAGUUACCUCUUAAAAUAGCAGAAAUAAGCAAUAACCACAAUAAUAAUAAUAUAAGUAAAAACCAAAACGAAUCAGUUGAAGAAUGGUUACGGAAUAUUAAUUUAGAACAAUAUAAUGAUACGUUUAGGAAGCAUUUGUAUGUCGAUAUGGAUAGAGUGAAAAGGAUUUGGGAGGUGGAGUUGACUGCUGUUCUGGAGAUACAGAAGGUUGGGCACAGGAAGAGGAUUCUAGCGUCUGUUUCUGGAGAGCAGAAUGGGCCUGCCAAUAAUAUGGAAGAUAUUAAUGCUGAUCUCAAUACUUUGAAAAAUAACAUUCAACAAUUGAAAGAAGAAAUCAAAGAGAAAUUACCACCGUCGGAGAAUUUGAAACCAGUACCACCUCCGGUUGUGCCUACAUUGGCGCCCCCUGGUGGUGAGACCUUGAAACGUAGUAAGAAGAACAGACCAGCUCCUCAGCCUCCUAGACCAUCAGAUCUUGAAAUCAGGGCGCCUUCGGAACUGCUGGUCGGUGUUCCCGGGGCGCUGAAGACACAGUGGAAACAUCAACCCUUCGUUCUUGUUACGGGAGCUGUUACAUAUGUAGCUAAUUAUUUAGGAUCAACUGUGGUGAAGGAGCUUCGAGGGACAGAAUCGACGAAGAAGUCGAUACAGAAACUGAAGAAAUCAACCAAAGAACCAAGAGACUCUCCCGAUAUUAUCCUGUCCAUUAGUUAUAGAGGCGUCAAGUUUCUAAACACGAUUACCAGGGAGCUGAUAUGCGAACAUGAGAUUCGUAACAUCCACUGCGCGUGUCAGGAUGCCGAUGACCUCACUCAUUUUGCGUACAUCACCAAAGACCACGCCACCAAGAGCCAUUACUGUCACGUGUUCAGAGUAGCCACUAUGGACCAAGCUACGGAAGUGAUCCUCACACUAGGUGAAGCGUUCGAAGUGGCUUACCAGAUGGCACUUAGAGAACAAUCAAACCGAACAAGAGUGAUGCAAUCACAAGCCAAAACUCCCACACAUGACCCCACAACUGUUAGCAAUAAAGAAAAGCCAAAUACAAACCACGGGAGAUCACAUUCCAUAACUGAGAUCAAAUUGAACGGUCAUCAGUUGAAAAUUGCUCCAAUCCCAGCUUCGUUGUCCAACGAAGAUUUCCAAGCAGCCGCUAGAAAUUCCGAUGGUUCUAGAAGUCCUAGAACUCCUUUGUUAAAGGCACCUAUAGCUUCUACUGAAGAGUUGUGAAAGCGAAGGUAAUGUUCGGUUUUGAAAGAUUAACUCGAACGAACAAUUGUUUUUAACAUUAUUUUUUGUAAUAGCGACUAUAUAAUAAUGACUGUUAAUGAAUACCAUUAUAUUUCAUGAGUUAAUGCAACUGUCACACUAAAAAGUUGAAAUUCCUAUAAAGAUUUUUGACAUAAUUUAUAAAGAAAACUGCUUAUUGUUAUAUAAUGUAGACAAAUGCUAUGUAUGUUGAGAAAUAAAUUAGAAAUGUACGUUUUAAUAUUGAAAGGAUCAUUGGCAGGUACCAAAAUAUAACUGAUCCUUACUGAUAUUCUUGUAUAAGAUAAUGAACUAUAUUUUGAUUUCGAAACAUUUACGAACAUAACCUAAUUUAUUUAACUAAUGUAUUAUAUUAGAUAAAUAAAACCAGUUUUACUAUUGAAUAGUAAAAUUUUAGGCUGUUAUAUUUAUAGUAAUUCCUAAUGAUUGUAUAUUUUUGUUUUUUUAGCAUUACUCCCUUACACUGUUCAGAGAAAACUUAUAUAAACUAUUCAGAAUUCUUGCAGCUAUUCUUGGUCCAAGUUAUUCGCCGGAUUUUAAAAUCGUUAAACUUAAAUAUGAACACGUAAUCGAGUGAAAAUUUAGAUGUUAAAAAAAACUAGUUAGCUUUAAUUUGUUUUAUGCAUUUUGACGUCUUAUUGAUAUUCAGUUAGGCCUAAAGUAUAAUCUCGGUUAGAUAUUAUAUUAUAAUUUAUACGUUACCAUUAUUCGGUGUCGUAUAUAAUGUAUUUAAGUGUAUAUAGAAUAGUAUUAAGGAGUGCAUAGAAGUGUAUAUGGGUUGUUAAAGUUACACAUCUUAUGACAUGAAAGCGAAAUCGCCUAAAGUAACAUAUAGUACAUAAAACAUAUCAAAACUGAUGUUAUAUGUUAUUGAUAUUCAGUAAAAGGUGACCGUUAUAACUUGACUCUUUUCGCGCGCUGGUUCCAUGAAAUGUAGAACUAUUGUGUUGCGUCAAAGGGGUCUUGUUAUACAGCUAGCUACUGUAAUUUUAUGAUAAACGUGAGCUUCCGAUGUUAAUUUUGCGACUAGUUUACAAUUUAUGGAGUUAAAAUUCGUUGUUCUACGUACAAUAAAUGUCUCAAAAUGACAAAAAAAAAUUGAUGUUUUCGGUAUUGUCUAUUCUGUUCAAUUAUUGCAACUGGUUGCUCAAACAUGUGAAAAUUUUCUACUGUUUCUUAAAAUAAUCCUUUUUAUGAUUUUAUAAUAUUUUGAAACUGUUCUAGGCCUUAUUGUUUUCAAGUACGGUCAACAGAAAAAGUUUCUGAUCUAAUAUCAAUCUAAAUCA